UUUUAGAAAAACCAAAAGAAAAAGUAAAUAAAAUAAAGUCGGCGAGUCCGGCACGGCAUCGAUUCCCUCCCACUCAUCAUCUAUCUAGUUGCGUCCUUUAUCUCAACUCUUUAUUACUAGGCCGGAACAAAGCCCAUUAUAAAGCCCAACUUACUGGAGCGUGUGUCAUAAGUUCUGGAACCGUCGAAAGCAGAGCCGAAUUCUCUCCUCCUAUGGCGAUGAGAAAACGUAAGCAGCAGGUCACGGAGGAAAACCUAACCCUAACUGUAUCCGGAUCAUCCAGUGAACGAUGUGCAAUGGAAUACUUUGCUCCGAUCCCUGUUGAUCUCUUCAUCAGAAUCUUGUCGAGGUUGUUAUCCGCCAGGUCUAUGGCUCAGUGUCGUUGUGUAUGUAAGCUCUGGUCGUCCAUAAUUCGCCGUCAAAAUUAUAAUCAGUUGUUCCCGAUCAAUUCUCCGGAUCCACCGAGGCUCCUUUUCUCCUUCGUACUUGGAGAUCAACUCUACUUCUGCUCGGCACCUCAAAAACUUGAUAACAACAACAACAACUCUACUGUUGUAAAAAACUCUACUGUUGUUACAGCCACGUUUCAUCGCACAUUUCCCCGUAGCACAGUUUUCUCUCAAACCUAUCGCCCUGUUCGUGGAAUUGUUUGUCACCAACUUGAGAAAGAGAAUCAUGUCAUGGCUGUGAUCUCUAACCCCAUCACAGGAGAGUCCGUAGCAACACCCAAAGUGAAAACGUAUUUUGGGUAUGAUCCGAUUGGAAAUAAAUUCAAGGUAUUGUGCUUAACUUGGUCUCAUCGUCGAACACUUGAGCAUCAAGUUCUCACAUUAGACACUGGAAGAAAACUCUUGUGGAGAAAGAUCCCAUGUUGCAUAUCUUAUUCUCCUCUAGAUGAUAAUGGGAUAUGCAUCAAUGGUGUUUUGUAUUACACAGCAUCUGUCGCAAAACGUAUGAUCGUCUGCUUUAAUGUUAGGUCCGAGACAUUCGAUUUUAUAAUCAGGAGACCUGAGAGGUUAUCUUUUAUGGACGUGACUCCCUACUCUGAGCAUGUAUCCGCUGUUGGAGUGACUGAUGAUCAUAGAGAGGAAAUUGUCUUUUCACCAAACUAUGCACCAAAAGGUUCCUUUUACAUUUCUUACUACAAUCUCCAGAGCAACACUAUGUACUCUUUCAAGUGCUCACUUCUUUGCUUCUAUAAUGAAAGUUUGAAGCCAUAA
Molecule: messenger RNA, 1220 nt
Organism: Camelina sativa (false flax)
Lineage: Eukaryota; Viridiplantae; Streptophyta; Magnoliopsida; Brassicales; Brassicaceae
Source: RefSeq, a predicted model, not a curated record